Molecule: messenger RNA, 2276 nt
Organism: Cajanus cajan (pigeon pea)
Lineage: Eukaryota; Viridiplantae; Streptophyta; Magnoliopsida; Fabales; Fabaceae
Product: cysteine-rich receptor-like protein kinase 10
Biological process (GO): protein phosphorylation; defense response to bacterium
Cellular component (GO): plasma membrane
Molecular function (GO): protein serine/threonine kinase activity; ATP binding
Source: RefSeq, a predicted model, not a curated record
GUGUAUGCCAAAAAGUCAAGAAGUCUCCACUCCAGUCACUAUUAAACAAAACAAAAAAUAGAAAGUGCUGCAAAACCAGUGCGUAUGUGAAGUGGAGAGAGAGAUGGUUAUGCAAGUAUCCAUGACCAUGGCAUCCUUGAAGCCUGUGUUGCUGAUGAUCUUCCUCAGCUUCUUCAACUUGGAGACGUGUAAAGCACAGGUGUACCUGUACCAUAACUGUUCAGGCAGCAACACCACCGCCAACAGCGCCUACCAACUAAACACCCGAACCCUUUUCACUUCCUUAACAUCCAACGCUUCCUCCGCCGAAUUCUCGAACGCCACCGUGGGAGCGUCCUCCUCCGACACCGUGCGCGGGCUGUUCAUGUGCAGGGGCGACAUGUCCGCCGCGCCGUGCCAGCAGUGCGUGGUGAACGCGACGCGGCGUCUCCUCUCCGAAUGCGCUUUGGCGAAACAGGGAGUGAUAUGGUACGACGAGUGCAUGGUACGGUACUCCAACCGGUCCUUCUUCUCGACGGUGGACACGCGGCCACGCCUUGGUCUCCUGAACACCGCCAACAUCACCAACCAGGAAUCGUUCAUGAGCUUGCUUUUCAAAACCAUAAACGAAACCGCUGACGAGGCUUCCAACUUCUCGGUGGGCGUGAAGAAAUACGCGACGAAGCAAGCCAACAUUUCGGCGUUUCAGACGCUGUAUUGUUUGGCUCAGUGCACGCAAGAUCUGUCUCGGGAAGACUGCAGAAGGUGUUUGAGUGGUGUGAUUGGAGACCUUCCUUGGUGCUGUCAGGGGAAGCAGGGAGGAAGGGUUCUCUAUCCCAGCUGCAAUGUUAGGUACGAGCUUUACCCUUUCUAUCACUCCACUGCUUCUCCGCCAGCGCCUUCACCCUCGCCAUCGCUGCUUCUUCCUCCUCCACCUUCCUCAAAUUCCGGAGGAAGCAGUGGGAUUUCAGCUGGGACGAUUGUUGCAAUUGUGGUUCCAAUAGCGGUUGCUGUGCUUAUAUUUAUAGUGGGAAUUUGUUUCUUAAGCAGAAGAGCAAGGAAGAAGCAGGGCCCUGUCAAGGAAGGGAAAACUGCGUAUGACAUCAGCACUGUCGAGUCCUUGCAAUUCGAUUUCGGAACAAUUGAAGCGGCCACGAAUAAAUUCUCUGUGGAUAAUAAGUUGGGCGAAGGUGGAUUUGGUGAGGUUUACAAGGGUACUCUUUCGAGUGGACAAGAAAUAGCUGUCAAGAGACUCUCCAAAAGUUCUGGACAAGGUGGGGAAGAAUUUAAGAUGGAAGUGGAAGUGGUUGCCAAGCUUCAACACAGAAAUUUGGUUAGGCUUCUCGGGUUUUGCUUGCAAGGAGAAGAGAAGAUACUUGUUUAUGAAUAUGUGCCCAACAAAAGUCUAGACUAUAUUCUCUUUGAUCAUGAAAGGCAAAGGGAGUUGGAUUGGGCAAGGCGUUAUAAGAUUAUUGGAGGGAUUGCUCGAGGUAUUCAAUAUCUUCAUGAAGACUCCAGGCUUAGAAUUAUACACCGUGAUCUUAAAGCUAGCAACGUAUUAUUAGACAGAGAUAUGAAUCCAAAAAUCUCUGAUUUUGGUAUGGCAAGAAUAUUUGGAGUUGAUCAAACUCAAGGAAACACUAGCAGAAUUGUAGGGACUUAUGGUUACAUGGCUCCUGAGUAUGCUAUGCAUGGAGAGUUUUCUGUUAAGUCUGAUGUGUACAGUUUUGGAGUCCUCCUUAUGGAGAUUAUAAGUGGCAAGAAGAAUAGCUCUUUCUAUCAAACGGAUGGUGCUGAGGAUCUAAUGAGCUAUGCUUGGCAACUUUGGAAGGAUGGAGCACAUUUGGAACUGGUGGACCCCAUAUUAAGAGAAUCCUGUAAUCAGAAUGAAGUUAUCAGAAGCAUCCAUAUUGGUUUGUUGUGUGUCCAAGAAGAUCCAGAUGACAGACCUACAAUGGCAACAAUAGUUCUCAUGCUAGAUAGUAAUACUGUUACUCUACCAACUCCUAAGCGUCCUGCAUUUUUUGUCCACAGUGGAACUGAUACAAACAUGCCAAAGAUGCUGCAAUUUGAUCAAUCCACAACAAAGUCAAUACCAAUGUCUGUCAACGAGAUGUCGAUUAGCGAAAUGGAUCCUCGAUAAGCUUCAUUGCUUUUUAAUAUGUUUCAUUAUCCAUGUACGUGUCUGUAUUGUCGUAGUUUCAUAUGAUUGUGUUUCGAAGUCUUGGAAAACUUUGUAUUCCAGUUGCUUAUUUUUCAACAGGAAAUAAUAUGUGCUGGCUGGCCGUAUAUAAUAA